Neurospora tetraspora is the source of this 843-nucleotide messenger RNA. RefSeq lists its product as uncharacterized. NCBI's taxonomy places the organism in Eukaryota, Fungi, Ascomycota, Sordariomycetes, Sordariales, Sordariaceae. The record is from RefSeq and is a predicted model, not a curated record. The coding region runs from base 156 to 749 and encodes 197 amino acids. The transcript has a single exon.
UGGUGAGGCUUACCUUGCCCCUCCGCAUUCCCGAGGCUAUCAGGGUCCACUUGAAGGGCCCUAACCGCUCAGUCCGUUCCAAUGACGGCCGAGACAUUGUUUCUUGAGGAUGGGAUCGGUCAUUGAGGAUAGGACGACUGUGGAUCGAUGGGACAAUGCGUCAAUGCGAUAUGCCUAGGUUGACUUUGAAUUCUGCGUUGGAUCAUUUCCCCUCAUUCUCCUGGGCUGUCUUGGAUGUCUUGGUGGGAGGCUCCGCGUCGUCAUUGGCGAGGCCGCUCGGGGGUAAAAGUGCCCUUGCGUGUUCCAUGUGUCCAGCUGGCUGCUUCACAACAGCAGGGCAAGAGCGCACCACUGCUGCCACUGCAUCCUUCCCAUGGCAUCGAGUACCUUCCGCAGAGCAUCCGCACAGCAUCCGCAUCUUCUCCCGCCCUUUCCACUUUCUUUUGUUUCGCCAACGGCUGAACGGCCUGCCCCGAUUGAGCAGAUCGAAACACUGCUAUCAUGCGGUUGCAGCUACCGUCCCUGAAGAGACGACAUGCCACCACAACUUCAGUUUUGUCUUUGACGUAUGGAAGCCCACCUCAGUGGCGCAGGACCGGCAUGUUGACAGCGUCCUUGCCAGUAUGACGGCUGUGGGGCUGGUUGGUCUCGCAGGCGUCACUCGAUCACAAAUUGGGCGUGUUUCAAUGCGUACCUUGGACUUAGUGUCUCGCAUUAUAGUACCUUUCCUGAGCCUUCAUUCUUCCUGACCGCUUCCAUGUCUUAUGCAGUGUAAACAAUGAAUAAACAAUGCUAUUCCUCAGUUCGAUUGAUGAGCAGAAAGUUGAGCAUAUCAAGCGCCCA